Molecule: messenger RNA, 1540 nt
Organism: Vidua chalybeata
Lineage: Eukaryota; Metazoa; Chordata; Aves; Passeriformes; Viduidae
Product: hydrocephalus-inducing protein homolog
Exons: 7
Coding region: 261-1415 (384 amino acids)
Biological process (GO): axonemal central apparatus assembly; cilium movement
Cellular component (GO): axoneme
Source: RefSeq, a predicted model, not a curated record
UGGCUCAACGUCUGGAAGGGAAGAUUUGGUCUGUAGUGGAGGACAUCUGCAUGAACCUAAUAGAGCUGGGGGUGAAGGCCACAAGGAUGAAUUCACCCUCAGUGGAUUAGAGAAGACGCCCAGGAGAGGAACGCUACGAGCAGUCUGAAGAAAGACAUCAUUGAUGCUGUCAGAGUGAAUCACAUCCAGUUUGGGAACUGUCCUGUUGGAAGGGCUGCCGCAGGACCUUCACCAUCACCAACCACACCCGUACGAAGGUCAUGCGCUUUGAGUGGGAGGCAGGAGCCCCAUUCCAGUUCUCCCCCAAGGUGGGACACCUCCAUCCUGGCUGUGCCAAGGGCAUCACAGUGACCUUGAAAUCAGAUGUCUCAGCCACCUUCAGGAGGCACCUUGUGAAAUGUAAGGUGACCAAGAUCAACUUUGAGCUGCCACGAAGGAAGGUUCCUGACUGGGAUGACCAAAUGUCCAUUGUCACGUGGAAGGAUACCACCAGGAAAGACCUGGCAGCCAGGUGGCCUAAAAAAGAGAAGGUGAUCAAGACAGUCCCAGAACCGGCUCACACUGUGGUGGAGGAGAGCAGCCAGGAGGUCGAGGUGUACCUCAGUGCCAUUGUUGUCUACGCCCAGUUCAAGCUGAACACGGUCAUGGUUCAGUUCAAGGAUACCAAGCCCUUCCAGACAAGGACAACCACUUUCAGGCUAUGCAACACGGGGAAGGUAGCCCUGGAAUACUCCUGGGAGAAAGCUGCAGACAGUGAAGCAGUGAAGGAGCCAUUCUCAACUGCUCUGAUGCGUCCGUGCCUCUCUGCUACUCUAAGGCGUUGCAGAAAGCUGCUGCAUCAUUUUAGGUGGCAGCAGGAGCAUCCUUUUAAAACGCAUCUUUUUGAGCUGCAGCGGCUGCAGCUGCAGCAGCAGCAGUAUUACAAGCAGCAGCUGCAGCAGCCUGAGCAGCAGGACUGUUCCAAGAAGCUACUCUACUCAAAGCGUGUCGGUUCCUCCCUGGAAAUCUUCCCAGAUGUCAUUCAUGGCCUGCCACUGUUCUCCAUCAACCCCUACCAUGGCAUCCUUGCUCCUGGCCAGAAGCAGACCUUUCAUGUGCACUUCUCCCCGAGGUGCACGGGGAUGUUUCAGACCACCAUACUGUGCAGGAUUCCUAACCUGAAGCCAGCUCAGAAGAUGGGGCAGGUGAUUGUGAAAGGCAGAUCCCAGGAGCAGAAGAGUCUUGGUGAACCAUUACAGCAGACAGAGAAAGGCCAGGGACCCAAGAAGGAGGUGCUCAGGAAACCAACACCCGAGGGACAGCAUUUAUGUCAGCUGGAGUAUCUGGCAGGAGCUGGCAACACUGUGCCUUCUGCUGCUGAUGGUCUCCCACCCUUCACCGGAGACCUCUGCAGCUACCCUUCCAAGCUCCAGUGAACACAUCUAACUUAUCUUUUAAUUACCUACAUUAAUUAACUACUUGUUCAUUAGAUUGAUAGUUAACUGACAAUUAAUAAUUGUCAAUUAAUUGUUAAUUGUUAAUAAACAACCGUUAAUAAAUU